Messenger RNA from Spea bombifrons (plains spadefoot toad), 7382 nucleotides. It is a transcript of the gene ABCA4, whose product is annotated as ATP binding cassette subfamily A member 4. The transcript is spliced from 51 exons. The record is from RefSeq and is a predicted model, not a curated record. Gene Ontology annotation, cellular component: intracellular membrane-bounded organelle; membrane. NCBI's taxonomy places the organism in Eukaryota, Metazoa, Chordata, Amphibia, Anura, Pelobatidae. Gene Ontology annotation, molecular function: lipid carrier activity; ATP hydrolysis activity; ATP binding. Bases 20 to 7072 code for a protein of 2350 amino acids. Gene Ontology annotation, biological process: transmembrane transport; lipid transport.
ACAUCUUAGCAGGAGAAGGAUGAGAUUCAAGGCUAAGGUUAAACUUCUGCUUUGGAAGAACUGGACAUUAAGAAAAAGACAAAAGCUCCGGAUUGUUGUUGAAAUUUUAUGGCCGUUAUCAUUGAUCCUUGUCCUGGUGUGGCUCAGGAAUGCCAAUCCAUUGUAUGGCCAACAUGAAUGUCAUUUCCCAAACAAGGCGAUGCCCUCUGCAGGAAUGUUGCCAUGGUUACAGGGAAUUUUUUGUAAUACCAACAAUCCUUGUUUUAGAAGUCAUACACCUGGAGAGGCCCCCGGAGUGGUCUCUAACUACAACAAUUCCAUCUUAGCAAGAGCUUAUCGAGAUGCCCAAGACGUUUUAUUGGAUAAACCAGAAAUCUAUCAUUUGAGUCAAAUCUGGAAGGAGUUGUACACGAUGUCUACCUUUAUGGAAACCUUACGGACCAGCCCUGGAAAAGUUUCAGGCCGUGGAAUAAGAAUCAGAGAUAUCUUAAAAGAUGACGAAAUCCUGACUAUGUUUUUAUUGAAAGAUAUUGGACUUUCUGAUUCUGUGGUUUAUCAGCUCAUCAAUGCUCAAGUCCGCGUUGAACAGUUUGCAUAUGGGGUCCCUGACCUAGCCCUGAAGGACAUUGCCUGCAGCCAAACCCUCCUGGAACGCUUCAUCAUUUUUAGUAGCCGCAGGGGAAUGCACACAGUCCGUAAUGCAAUGUGCAUCCUCUCCCAACAAAGGCUGCAAAGGAUUGAAGAUGUAUUGUAUGCAAACAUUGAUUUCUUCAAACUAUUUGGAAUUCUUCCAACUGUGUUAGACGGCAGUUCCCAUGGUAUAGAUCUCAGAUUCUGGGGGAAGGUUGUCUCAAAUCUGUCUGACUCUUUGCAAGAGUUAGCACAGAAGGAAAGUAUCCAAGAUCUUUUUUGGGUGCUGCAGCCCAUUGUGCAGGAGGGAGGACCAAGGACCUUCACCCAACUGAUGAACUCUCUGUCUGACCUGUUUUGUGGUUAUCCAGAGGGCGGAGGUGCCCGAGUGUUCUCUUUCAACUGGUACGAGGACAAUAAUUACAAAGCUUUCCUAGGAGUUAACUCAACCAGGAAAGACACCUACUACAUGUAUGACAAGACGACUACUCCAUUUUGUAACGCAUUGAUCCAAAGUAUGGAGUCCAACCCUGCAACUAAAAUAGCCUGGAGUGCAAUGAAACCACUGCUUAUGGGGAAAAUUCUUUACACCCCUGAUGCUCCAGCCGUGAAAGAGAUCUUGAAAAAUGCAAACUCAACCUUUGAGCAACUGGAGCGUCUGAGGCAAAUGGGAAAAGCCUGGGAAGAGGUGGGGCCACAGAUAUGGUACUUCUUCCAGAACAGCGUUCAAAUGAAUUUGAUACGGGACACCAUCAAAAAUCCUACGGUUAAGGAUUUCCUCAACAGGCAGCUUGGAGAUGAAGGGAUAAAUGCUGAUGAUGUGAUCAACUUCCUUUACAAUGGUGAUUCAGACUCACGGUCAGAUGAACAACCAAAUUUCGACUGGAGGAACGUAUUUAACUUUACCGACCAAGUCAUACGUCUGUUUAACAACUACAUGGAGUGUUUGACCUUGGAUAAAUUUGAAGGUCACAAUGAUGAAUCCCAUUUGACACAUCAUGCUCUUUACCUGUUGGAAGAAAACAAAUUUUGGGCUGGGCUUGUAUUUAUGGACAUGUUCCCGUGGACUAACAAGCUACCUCCUCAUGUGAAGUACAAGAUCCGCAUGGAUAUUGAUGCAGUAGAGAAGACAAACAAGAUAAAAGACAGGUAUUGGGAUCCAGGGCCAAGAGCUGAUCCAGUAGAAGAUUUCCGGUACAUAUGGGGAGGUUUUGCCUACCUUCAGGAUAUAAUUGAUCACGGCAUUAUAAAGACCCAGACAAAUAAUGAAAUGCCAACGGGAAUAUACGUCCAGCAAAUGCCCUAUCCUUGCUUUGUGGAUGACGUCUUUAUGAUAACACUGAACCGUUGCUUCCCAAUCUUUAUGGUGUUGGCUUGGAUUUACUCAGUCUCAAUGCUGGUGAAGGACAUUGUACUCGAAAAAGAGCUGCGCUUGAAGGAGAUGAUGAAAAACAUGGGAGUAACCAAUGAUGUGAUUUGGUUCACAUGGUUCAUUGAUAGCUUCACCAUCAUAACAGCCAGUACUUUCCUCCUCACGGUUGUCAUUGUGGGUGGUGGCGUCCUCCACUAUAGCAAUCCAUUUAUUCUGUUCUGCUUCCUGAUGGCUUUUUCAACAGCAACGAUCAUGCAGGGUUUCCUGAUGAGUGUCUUCUUCUCCAAGGCUAACUUAGCAGCUGCCUGCAGUGGAGUGAUUUAUUUUACACUCUACUUACCCCACAUCCUCUGCUUUGCUUGGCAGGACCGGAUGACUUUUAAACUGAAAACGCUGGCAAGCUUACUGUCUCCUGUAGCCUUUGGGUUUGGAACAGAAUAUUUAUCGAGAUAUGAAGAGCAAGGUCUUGGACUUCAGUGGGGCAACAUUCGGAAGAGCCCAGUAGAGGGCGAUGAAUACAGUUUUGUGUUCUCCAUUUUCAUGAUGCUUUUUGAUGCCUUUGUCUACUGGUUACUUGCGUGGUACAUAGACCACGUAUUUCCAGGAGAGUAUGGAAUUCCGAAGCCAUGGUAUUUUCCGUUCUUGGCGACUUAUUGGUGUACGUUUGAAACUCCCUUGGCAGGAGAUGUGGAUUCUGUGGAAACUGAGCUAUCAAUUCAUGAGCAAGUGGAAGACGCUCCUGGAGAUGACCCAGAUAAACCAACUGAGGUUCCACCAAAGGAGCUUAUUUCUGAGAAAGAGCUUGCUGAUAACACACUGAAAGAUGCUGGUACUUGCAAACACAAACUGAAGAAAGAAAAGGAGAAAGAAGAGAAGCAACUAAAAGAUGAACAAGAAAAAGAGAGGAUGGACAAAGAUGGAGUGACUGAUGCAAAUCCAUUUUUUGAGCCUGAACCUCCAGGGAUGGUGCCAGGCGUGUGUGUCCAGGACCUGGUAAAGGUCUUUAACAAUAGCUUCAAACCUGCUGUGGACAGAAUGAACAUUACCUUUUAUGAAGGCCAGAUCACUGCUUUCUUAGGUCACAAUGGAGCUGGCAAAACAACAACAUUGUCGAUUAUUACUGGCUUAUAUCCACCAACAUCAGGGACAGUGUGGAUCCGUGGUAAAAAUAUUCAGACACACAUGGAUUCCAUUCGGCAAAGUCUUGGAAUGUGCCCUCAACAUAACAUCCUUUUCCGUCAUCUAACAGUGGCAGAGCACAUUAUGUUUUAUGCUCAGCUCAAAGGCAAAUCCAAAACGCAAGCUGAGAAAGAGAUGGAUAUGAUGUUGGAAGACAUGGGUAUUCCCCAAAAAAAAGAUGAGGAAGCACAAAAUCUAUCAGGUGGAAUGCAGAGGAAAUUGUCUGUGGCGAUGGCAUUUGUUGGUGAAUCAAAAGUUGUGGUUCUGGAUGAACCAACAUCAGGUGUAGACCCAUAUUCAAGAAGAUCUAUUUGGGAUCUACUACUAAAAUACCGGUCAGGCCGAACCAUUAUUCUUUCUACGCAUCACAUGGAUGAGGCUGAUCUCCUUGGGGAUAGAAUUGCAAUAAUAUCUCAAGGAAAACUCUACUGCAGCGGGUCUCCAUUAUUCCUGAAGAACUGCUUCGGCACAGGCUUCUACCUCACGCUUGUCCGUAGAAUGAGAAACGUUAAAGAAAUUAGAAAAAAGGACUCUGCUUCCUGUCGGUCCGACUGUUCCUGUCCUUGUCCAAGCUGUUCUCCGAAAGUAAAAGAAGACCCACUGGAAGAAGAGUUAGACGGAGAUGUCAGUGGGUUAACUGAGUUAAUUCAACAUCAUGUUUCUGAAGCUAAGUUAAUAGAAAGCAUUGGCCAGGAGGUGAUCUAUCUGCUGCCCAGCAAAGAUUUCAAAUACAGAGCCUACGCCAGCCUGUUCCGGGAGCUGGAGGAAACACUCGGGGACCUCGGACUGAGUAGCUUUGGCAUUUCUGACACUCCUCUGGAAGAGAUUUUCCUGAAAGUUACUGCCGAUUCGGUGACAGGAACAGAAACCCCAGAAGAAUGGAUGUUACAACAGCGAAAAUCCAGAACAAGUCUAGCUGCAGAUAGCAAGGCAGCGGUUAUCAAUAUUGAAAUCAAAGGUAACUCAAGUUGGAUAAAGAUGGACUCUCAAAAGGUUGAUGCUGAAAAUACACAACACGAUGCCCGCACUCAGCCUCCCAAGCUUGAUGAACGAGAUGGAAGAGGAUCUAGACAAAUAAAAGGCAGUGAACUGAUGCACCAGCAAUUUAAAGCACUCCUCAUUAAACGUUACCACCAUGCCACUCGUAGUCAUAAGGACUUUCUUGCUCAGAUUGUGCUUCCUGCAAGCUUUGUGUUACUGGCCCUUGUGUUCACUCUCAUUGUUCCUCCUUUUGGAGAAUAUCCUAGUCUCACUCUUCAUCCAUGGAUCUAUGGGCAACAGUAUAUGUUCUUCAGCAAUGAGCAGCCCGGAAGUGAACAAAUGGUUCCUAUAACAGACGCCCUCCUAAACAGUCCAGGCUUUGGGACUCGCUGUAUGACAGAAGAACCACUAUCUAAAAAGUUUCUGUGCACGAAUACUUCGAAUGAGUGGAUUAUCCCAUCUGUUCCUCCAAGUGUUACCAGCUUACUGUUAUCUCGGAACUGGACUCCUGAGUUCCCAUCUCCAUCAUGCACAUGUAGUACAAAAAGUAAGCUGAUUAUGCUCCCAGAAUGCCCUGAGGGAGCAGGCGGACGCCCUCCACCCCAGAGAAUUCAGCCCAGCUCCGAGAUCCUACAGGACCUGACAGAGCGAAAUAUUUCGGAUUACCUUGUGAAAACAUACCCCAAUCUGAUAAGAAGCAGUAUGAAGACUAAAUAUUGGGUGAAUGAACAGAGAUACGGUGGGAUUUCUGUCGGUGGCAAACUUCCGGUUCUAGAAGUUGAGGGUCAGAGCAUCACAAACUUUUUCACUCAUCUUGGCCAGAUGAUCAAUGUGACAGGAGGAAUUACUACAAAGGCUGUUUCACAACAACUGCCUGCCUUCCUCAGAGAUCUGGAAACUGAAAACAACAUCAAGGUUUGGUUCAACAAUAAAGGUUGGCAUUCCAUGGUCAUCUUCAUCAAUGUUGCUAACAAUGCCAUUCUCAGAGCCAACCUCGGCGAUGACAAGGACCCUGGCGAGUAUGGUAUAACUGCAAUGAACCAUCCAUUGAAUCUCACAAAGGAUCAGCUUUCGGAAGUUACAGUAUUGACUACUUCAGUGGAUGUGGUGGUUGCCAUCUGUGUGAUCUUCGCUAUGUCAUUCAUCCCAGCCAGUUUUGUUCUGUACUUGAUUCAGGAGAGGGUGUCCAAUGCUAAACAUCUUCAGUUUGUCAGUGGUGUCAGCCCCACAGUGUACUGGUUCACAAAUUAUGUCUGGGACAUUGUGAAUUAUGCUAUCAGUGUUAUUAUGGUUGUUGCAAUAUUCAUUGUCUUUGAAAAGAAAGCCUAUACGUCCUCAGCUAACCUACCUGCACUCAUUGCACUGCUCUUCUUCUACGGAUGGGCUGUGAUCCCCAUGAUGUAUCCUGCUUCUUAUCUGUUCAAUGUACCAAGCACAGCCUAUGUUGCGCUGUCUUGUUUAAAUCUCUUUAUUGGCAUAAAUAGCAGUGCCAUCACUUUCAUCUUGGACCUCUUUGACAACAAUAGGGCUUUGUUAAGGUUCAACGAAAGGCUGAAAGACAUGCUUUUAAUCUUUCCACACUUCUGCCUGGGCCGUGGACUCAUUGACUUGGCGAUGAACCAAGCUGUGACUGAUGUGUAUGCUCGAUUUGGUGAGGAACAUAUCACAAAUCCUUUCCAGUGGGAGUUCUUGGGUAGAAAUAUCUUUGCAAUGGCAGUUGAAGGAGUUUUAUACUUUGGUUUAAAUCUACUUAUUCAGAAGCGCUUCUUUCUUAGCGCAUGGGUUUCAGAGCCAAGCAGAGGUGCAAUUGAAGGAGAAGAUGAGGACGUGGCACAGGAGAGACAGAGAGUCAUGAAAGGUGGUGGAAAAAAUGACAUUUUAAAAAUUAAGGAAUUAACAAAGGUGUAUGUGGGUAAACAGGUCCCUUCUGUAGACAGACUGUGUGUCGGAGUCCGUCCCGGAGAGUGUUUUGGUCUGUUGGGAGUGAAUGGUGCUGGGAAAACUACAACUUUCAAGAUGUUGACUGGAGAUAUUGAUGUAACAUCAGGGGAUGCAACUGUUGCUGGAUAUAGCAUAUUGAACGAGAUCGGUGAUGUUCACCAGAACACAGGUUACUGUCCUCAGUUUGAUGCUGUCGAUGAACUUUUGACAGGCCGCGAACACCUGCAACUUUAUGGCCGUUUGAGAGGGGUUCCUGAGGAUGAAGUUGAUAGGGUUGCAGCAUGGGGGAUUGAGAAACUGGGUCUUAGCAAAUACGCAGAUCAGCCUGUUGGCACUUACAGCGGUGGAAACAAACGCAAGCUCUCUACUGCGAUCGCUCUCAUCGGAUGUCCUCCAGUAGUGCUGCUGGAUGAACCCACUACAGGCAUGGAUCCUCAAUCGCGCCGCUUCCUGUGGAAUUCUAUUGUCACCAUAAUAAAAGAAGGCAGAGCUGUGGUUUUGACAUCUCAUAGCAUGGAAGAAUGUGAAGCUCUCUGCACUCGUCUUGCCAUAAUGGUCAAGGGAUCCUUUAAAUGCCUUGGCACCAUUCAACAUCUAAAGUUUAAGUUUGGAGAUGGUUAUAUUGUCACUAUGAAAAUCAGACCUCACAAGCCUGGAGCAGCCCCAGAUCCGGGACCAGCAGAGAAGUUCAUACAGAGCAAUUUUGCAGGCAGCUUACAGAGAGAGAAACACUACAACAUGUUACAGUACCAGAUCUCAUCUUCUUCUCUGGCCAGGAUAUUUCAGCUCCUCAUAUCCAACAAAGACAACCUCAACAUUGAGGAGUACUCUGUCUCACAGACCACCUUAGACCAAGUGUUUGUGAACUUUGCUAAACAACAAACAGAAGAUGAGGACAUCCGUUUACAUCCCCGAGCUGCUGGAGCCACUCGAGAAGUGAAGGUUGCACCUGCACCACCACAAAAAUAAAAGGGUGGAAUGCCAGGCACUCUCUAUAUUACAUGGUGAUAGACUUUUAAGGUCAACGGGAAUGUGACUUUUAUAAGUUUCUUAGUGAGUGCCUGGUUCAAAUUGGCAUACUUUCUCGGGUAACUUCACUAUAGGCUGGAGCUCACGCAAAACAUGGUCCUUUUUUAUGCCAACUGAAUACUGUACAGAUCAAAGAAACAAUGGCUUUAUCCAGCUGGUUCUUGUGUCUGCUCUUGUGAUAACACUAACUGCCAAGUUAAAGAUAGAUCUCAGAUGUCACUGGAGGUACAUUCUACUAGUGGCUUAGUCA